AUGUUGGCCGCGCCCCCGGGGAACUCCUCCCACAGCAGCUUUGUGUUCCGCGGGUUCCCGGCGCUGCGGCAGCACCGCUGGCUGCUGGCGCUGCCGCUCAGCGCCGCCUACCUGGCGGUGGUGCUGGGCAACGGCGCGCUGCUGCUCCUGAUCCGGCGCUGCUCGGCGCUGCACGGGCCCAUGUACCUGCUGCUGGCGGCGCUGUGCGUGGUGGACGUGCUGUCGGCCAGCGCCGUGGCGCCCGGCCUGCUGCUCGGCCUCGUCUUCGGCCGCGACCGCAUCUCUCUGGCCGGCUGCCUGACCCAGAUGUUCUUCACCCACUUCCUGUCGUCUCUGGAGUCCACGCUGCUGCUGGCCAUGGCGCUGGACCGCUACGCCGCCAUCUGCCUCCCGCUGCGCUACUCCGAGCUGGUGGGCGCGUCCGCCGCCGCCAAGCUGCUGCUCUUCGCUCUGCUGCGCAGCGGCGGCGUCAUGGCGACGCUGGUCGCCUUGGCGGCUUCUCUAAGCUUCUGCGGCUCCAACGCCAUCCGCCACUGCUACUGCGACCACAUGGCGCUGGUCAGCCUGGCGUGCGGCGACACGGCGGCGAGCGGCGCGGCGGGCCUCGCCGUGAUCGUCUGCUUCGUGGGCGUGGACAUCCCGCUCAUCUUCCUGUCCUACGUCAAGAUCCUGAGCGCCGUCUGCAGGGCGGCGGGCGGCGGCGAGGAGCGCAGGAAGGCCUUCCACACCUGCGGAACUCACCUGAUGGUCAUGAUGUGCUUCUACCUGGUGGGCAGCGUCAGCUUCCUGUCCCGCAACCUCAGCAUCCCCAUCCCCACGGACGCCAACAGCGCCUUGGGGCUGCUGUACAUCCUGCUGCCCGCCGCCGCCAACCCCGUCGUCUACGGCGCCCGGACCAAGGAGAUACGCAGCGCCGCGCUGAGGGUCCUGAGGCCCCGGAAGUGACCGCGCUGAGGGUUCUCCAGCUGGAGGAACACUAACGGGACUGAGGGUUCUCCAGCUGGAGGAACACUAACGGGACUGAGGGUUCUCCAGCUGGAGGAACACUAACGGGACUGAGGGUUCUCCAGCUGGAGGAACACUAACGGGACUGAGGGUUCUCCAGCUGGAGGAACACUAACGGGACUGAGGGUUCUCCAGCUGGAGGAACACUAACGGGACUGAGGG
Molecule: messenger RNA, 1167 nt
Organism: Pseudoliparis swirei
Lineage: Eukaryota; Metazoa; Chordata; Actinopteri; Perciformes; Liparidae
Product: olfactory receptor 52L1-like
Exons: 1
Coding region: 1-945 (314 amino acids)
Biological process (GO): G protein-coupled receptor signaling pathway
Cellular component (GO): membrane
Molecular function (GO): olfactory receptor activity; G protein-coupled receptor activity
Source: RefSeq, a predicted model, not a curated record